Molecule: messenger RNA, 3594 nt
Organism: Cryptomeria japonica (Japanese cedar)
Lineage: Eukaryota; Viridiplantae; Streptophyta; Pinopsida; Cupressales; Cupressaceae
Exons: 18
Coding region: 113-3496 (1127 amino acids)
Source: RefSeq, a predicted model, not a curated record
GAAACUAAAACCCUCCCAAGUGAUAAACAGAAUAUUAGGACACAACUAAAACCCAAGAGCACGCAGGUGUGCAGGUUUGUAAUUCGCGAAGGGUUUUAGGAGAAGAAGCUAAAUGAAAGAAAACAUGGAAGGUACCGAAGAAGAGGACAUGGAGAAGUCUGUUAGAAAUCGAUACGGUAACUCUGCGGCAGCAGAACACCGCCAUUUAUGCGCGGUUGUGGGGGCGAUGACACAAUUAUUGAAAGACGAGGGUUUGCCUCCCCUCCCCACUGCAUACUUUGCAGCCACCAUGAAUUCCAUCAAUAAAAGUCUCUCAGAUAACGACCAGGAUCCUCGUGUCACUACAGCCCUCUGCACAUUCUUAUCACUGCUCGUCACUAAGUUGCCCUCUUCGUUCCUGGCUUCUAAAGCAACGCCUGCCAUGGAGGUUUUGCUUUCACUCCAUGCCCAACAAGGCGAUGCCCUUCCCCCAGGGGCUGUUAAAGUUAUUGCGAAAUGCAUCGCCUCUUUGCUUACUGCUGCUACGCAAGAUCAGAAUUGUAGCUGGUCUGUCAUGGCUCCUUCAUUUAACAUUGUACUCAACUAUUCGCUUGAUAAACGUCCUAAGGUAAGGAAAUGUGGGCAGGAAUGCCUUGAGCAGGUCUUAAAGUCAUUCCAGGGUUCAUUAGCUCUUGGAAAGGCCAGUAAGGCUGUUUAUGCCUUGUUCAAGCACUGGCUUCAUUCAGGAAAUAAAGUAAGAACUCAAAUAGACACUGAAGUUUGUAGUGAAGAAUUGAAAGUCCUCCACAUCCUAAAUACUCUGAAGCUCAUAUUACCACUUCUGUCUGCAAAAGUUGUUGCCAAACUGUUAAGAAAUUUGAAGGCACUUAUAGAUAUUCAACACCCUCUACUUAUGAGGCAUAUCAUUAGUGUUUUACAAGUACUUUGUAGUUGUGGUAGUGCAGAAAUACCAGCUGUAGAACUGGCAGAUGUGUUGUAUUCUAUUUCAUUGUCAGUCUCUUCAUUUGACAAGCAGCCUUUAGAUGAAACAAUGUUUGUUGCAUCCUUUUUGAAGAAUGGCAUGCAGAAACUUCAUAUGCUGGAUGAGAACUUGUGUGCAGCUAAGCUUCCUGGUGUGUUUCUUUCCAUUGCAGGGAUUUUAGCAACCAAGAAUGAAGAUGUUGUAUCUUGUGCUGCAGAUGCCUUGAAGGAGCUAAUUCAGAUUUGCAUAGAUGAAAGCAUGGUUUUGGAGGGGGUGAACCGCAUUAAUGCAAAAGGAGAAAUUCUUUGUGAAGAUCAAACUCCAAUCGAAUGUAUUUGCAACUCAGUUGAGACCAUCCUGGAUAAUUGUUGUGGAUUAAUUUCAAACAAAAUCUUCGAAGUCAUUUCGGCUCUUUUUAGUAAGCUAGGUGAAUCCUCCUCCGUUUUAAUGGAAGGUUCUCUUAAGAGGCUUUCUAACUUGCAAAAGCUUUCAUCCAUAUCAGUUCAAUCCCACGAAAAGUUACACAGGUGUGUUGGUUCAGCUGUUGCCGCUAUGGGUCCAGAUAAAUUUCUCCUCAUUUUACCUCUGAAUUUUGAAGACGAAGAUUUGAUGGAACCCAAUGAGUGGCUUUUACCUGUUUUGAAGCAACAUAUAGUUGGAACUGAUUUACAAUUUUUUAUGUUCCAUAUUUUUCCCUUGGCAAAAAAGCUUUCUGAAUUGUCUAGCAAGUUAUUUGCAGAUGGUAAGUUGACUGCUUCACAAAAGGCCGAGGCUUAUAUGCAUUCCCUUUGGGAUCUUUUACCAUCCUUUUGUAACUACCCCAUGGAUACAGCUGAAAGUUUUGUACCCCUUGCACACAUCAUGAUUGACAUGCUAAAGAAGGAGCCAAAACUGCAUUCUAUCAUUACUUCAAGCUUGCAGAUACUUAUCAAGCAGAAUAAACUAGUUCUGAUGCAAGAUACUGAUGCAAAGGAUGGCCAUGAAAAGUUAAAUUUUUCCAAUGCUUCGGAAGUUAUUUUGGCAGAGGAAAGGGCCAAGGCUCAUUACACAAAGAAAGUUGCAUCCAAGAACAUAAAAGUUAUAGCCUCUUUUGCCAGUGAAUUACUCUCAGUUCUCUGCAAAAUAUUCUCAUUAUCUUCACAAGACAAGCAUAAAGAAUUGCAGGCUACCAUUGAGUGUAUUGCUUCAGUAUUCAAAAAGUCAGUUGUAAAGCAUAUUCUUUUCCACAAUUUGGAUAAAGAUAUUUCUACAAAAAUAGAGGGAAUGCACAAUGAAGAUAUGACAACGGCAGAUAGGUGUACAGUACUAGAUUUAGGGUUGUCCCUUGUUCAGGCCUUUGGUGAAGAUGAAGUUAUAACACUUUUUACUGUUGCUAAGUCAGGCUUGCAGGAUCCCGAUGGUAUGGUUCAGGAGAAAGCCUACAAGGUUUUAAACGGUAUUUUCAAGGAGCAUAUGUGGUUCCUUCCCAGGAAAUUGUCUGAAGUGGUCAACCUUAUAAUUGGUGUAAAGGCAUUGCAUGAUGUUUCCAUCAGGAAGAGGCGCCUGGAUUGCUUGCAUCAUCUAAUUCUUUAUAUUUUACAGGAAAAAGGUGCAAGCAUGGAUGAUACUGUUUUGACAUUCAUUAGCGAGAUUAUACUUACAUUGAAGAAUUCAAAUAAAGAAAUAAGUACAUAUGCCUACCAAAUACUUAUUGAAAUCGGUAAUGGACUAAAUGGUGGCUCAUCUGGUAGUCCAAAUGAAGACAUCAUUAUCUUGUUCAAUAUGAUUGUUAGCUACUUAGUUGGAACAAGUUCACACAUGAUAAGUGCUGCAGUUGCUGGACUAGCAAGAUUGGUCUAUGAAUUCUCAGAUUUCUGCUUGAAAGUGCCAAAUUUGCUUCCUUCUGCUCUUAUUCUGUUGCACAGUAAAAGCAGGGAGGUAGUCAAAUCUACUUUAGGGUUUAUGAAAGUUGUAGCAACGAGAUUACAAGCAGAAGAUCUCAAGAAAUAUCUACCAGAUAUAUUAGAGGGGUUGUUACUCUGGUCAGAUGACUCAAAAAAUCAUUUCAAGUUAAAGGUUCGUGUGGUACUUGAAAUAUUGAUCCGUAAAUGUGGGUCAGAUUCUGUUAGGGACAUCAUGCCACAGAAACAUAUGCAGCUGUUCAAAAGCAUUGUUAAGCAAAGGAAGGAGAAAGUUAUUUUGAGUAAAGCAUUCUCUGAGUACCCAGAAGCAGGAGAUUCAUGUCAUUUGCAUGCAAAUAUAGAAAGGUCAUCCAGCGCUCAUAUGUCAAAAAAGAGGAAGCAUGAAAUUAGCCGCAACAGCAGUAUGGUGACAAAAAGGCAUCAUACAGAUGCUUGUCCACGCAAUAGCACUAAUGGAAGAGGUUAUGCCAUUAUUAGGAAUCUCAAUGUUGUAAAGGACAAAAAAACUGCAAUGAGGAAGAGAGAUCAAACUCCCCAUGAUUCAGAGGCCAAUGUUAGUAGGACUUCUGCUAAAUUGGUUGGGCAAAAAAAAAUUUAUAAAAAUAAGAGGAAAGGCAAGAUGACUGGUUUAUGAUAAAGCAUGUUACAAAGCAAAUUUUGCUCCACUAUUACUAUUCGAUAUUGAUGGUGUACUAUAUUUUUACUUCUAUUUAUAGUAUGGUUAUUUGAAUA